ACGACCUUUAUACGCAUAAAUAUAUAAAUAUAGAUAUAUAUAAACGCACAUUGUACAUAACUAUAUGUUGUAUACUACGAAAUAGUACAUAGACCAAAGUACAUAAAUAGCUAAUGUGGUGUACAAAAAAAAAUUAACAGUUUAUUCUUUGACUAUUAAAGUAAGAGUAAAUAAUUAUCAAUUGGAAGAUUGUGCACGUUUUUCGAGCAAGUCUACAGCUUCACGAUGAUUUCGCUGAGGGAAUUGUCACUUUAUUUCAACUAUUUUGCUCGAUUACGACUUUGAGCAAUCAUUCGUUUACACAUACACAGAAGUACAGCUACAUGUAUACAUUUCAUGUAUUUACAAUCCCAUAUUGGGAGAAAAAUCGCUCAAAAAUCACCACGAAAUCGAGUGUUUUUUAUUCUUCUUCAAUUGAGUGGCUUCGACUCGUCGAUUGUCAUUGACUGUCAAAUCCGAUGACCCUGAGCAUAAAAUGUCACUUGUCGCUACUAAUACCGAAUGUCCACUUGUCAAAGAAUUAUCAAACUGCGUGAAAGAAAAUUCUCGCAGUGGUAUCGUUUCCUGUCUUACGCGUAUCAAAACAGACCAAAAAUGUUCACAAGAAGUUAUGGAAAACGGUGGUGUCUGCCUUCUUGUCGAUCUACUGCGAUAUCGAAACACCAAAGUCAUGGAUACAACUCUCAGCAUACUUGCCAACGCUUGCUUAAUCUCACAUGUCAGAGAGAAGGUGGAGGGAACGAAAAUAGCAUCAUACGUGGUAUGGAUAGCGAAGAAUUUGGAUUCAGGAGAGACCAUGCAUUGCCGGGCCUGUCGUUUGAUGGGAAAUCUAUCGGAAUCAAAUAACCAUGCACGAGCAUUAUGUGAAGCUGGUGCGAUAGUGGCAUUAACAGAAAUAUUGCGAUCAAAAUCAAACGCACAAACAUUGGGAAUGGCGGUAAGAGCAGUGAGAAACAUAUGGACGGUUUAUGAGGGUGGUAGAGAGGAAAUAUUGGAAGCUGGAACAAUAAAGGAAAUCACGGGAUUGUUGGUGAGUUCGAGGAAGAAAAUAUUGGAGCGUGAGAACGAGACGAAAUGGGGUGAGUUGGCGGAAUCGUGUUUGAAGGCGAUGUCCGCAUUCGCGGAUUGCACGGACCCACGUACGUGUGAACAAAUGCGGGGAGAAAAAGGGAUCCACGGUUACCGUUGUAUCGUCGAUUACUGUAGAUCGUUUAAUAAAACAGCGAUUAAAUGUUUGUACAAGUUGUGUCUCUACGCGGGGCGUAGACCCGAACUUGGAAAUUCUGGGGCGAUCGAGUGUCUCGUGGAAACAUUGAGAUCGCGAACGUCUCCACGUUGGAACAACGAACGCUCGACAUCCGCUAUAUCUUCGUCCACUUCGUUUUGGGAAAGUCUCGUAAGUUUAUGCAUGUUUUGUCGCGAAGCUGUCAACCGAGCCAAAAUUCGACGCGGCUCCGGACUCGAGGCCAUUCUGGCGCUUCUUAAUGAAGUUCACAACGAAAAAUAUCAUCCCAUGUUGCUCCAUGCUCUCGCACAAUUCAUCUGCGAUGAUCUCAGCAUCGACAUCAUGGUGAAAAAUGGCCUCGUCGAUAUUCUUGUCCAUAAAUUAAAGAAAAUGGCUCUUGAUGACAAAACCACUGACAAACGCGACACGAAAAAUGGAAAGAAAAGGUCAGCCGAUACCUCGCCCCAUGAAAGAGCAGGAGGAGGAGAUUUCAAGUACAAUAAAACCAGUUACCAUAGUGGAAGGUUUAGUUUGGAUUAUCCCCGAGAAGAUUGGAGUCCUGGUGGAACAAGCACUUCGUAUUCGUCACCACCGAGCACUCCACCCUUGUUACCAUAUGAAACGAAUUCGGAUAUCGAUGAAUAUGCCGAUGAUAAUUAUAGCCCAAUUUGCAGCGAUACCGAGUGGCUCGAAAACGAAGAUUCUACAGAUAUUCCAGACGAAGAUGAAUUAAAUUCGAGGAUACGAGCUGCUAGGGACGAGGAUAAAGAGGAAGAGGACGAAUUUUUAAAAGCUGAAAAAGAGGAGAAUUUCGAUGAAAAUUAUCGAGAAGAUCAUCAAGAAGAACGAGAGUCUUCGAGUAUUCUUGCUUUGUUGAGCAUGUUGAGUCAUUCGACCGUACCCAUCGAUAGACUGUCCGAUCCAACGACUAUUCAAGCUCUCGUUACUUACAUUGCAUCAGCCAAAAAUUAUCGGGCUUCCGUUAUUCUUACAAGGAUAAUUAGAAAUCAUUCAUACUUCGUGCCACUUUUGCUUCAAGGCUUCGUUUUGGAAGCUCAAACGCUUUACGGAUCAGAACAUUACAUACGAGCGUUGUGCGAUACCGCGGAGACCGGUGGAGCAUUUGGUGAAAUGGCAACGUUACUUUUGCGUGGACAGGAGAAUCAAAAAUCGAUAGUAGCAAUAUCGAUACCAUUUGUGAUAAAAAGUCACGAAAAGUUGCGAAUAUUAUUGAAAUAUCACGGUGGCCUCGAAUUGAUAUAUCGGGAAGUGGAAAAGUCGACAAAUGCCAUGUACGACGACGCAAUAUUGUCGAUUUGUAAAUUGGCUGAUUCGCUUCACGUUUCAACGCCAAAAGAAAUUAGCAAGGAGGAGCAUACGAAUAAAGUGGAAAUUCAAUCGGAAACGAAAAACGAGGACAAAGAUCGUGAAGUCGGAACGGAAGAAUGGAGUGAAGACCUUGUUAUUUUCGAACUCGACGAUGGAAGCACGGUGCAAACAAAAAGAACGAUAAUUUGCAGAAAAUCCGAAGUUUUCUCGGCAAUGUUGGAGGGUAAUUUUUCUGAAUCCGGUAAAAAUAAUGUGAGAUUGAAAAAAGCUUCGAAAGAUGGUUUGUCGACUCUACUUAGUGCUGCCAACGGUGAUUUUCACUUGAAGAAUCAUCAAAUCGAAGCGAUUCUCGAUGCUGUUAUUUUAGCCGACAAAUUUCUCAUGACCGAACUUUCCGAACGUCUCACCGAAAUUUCCAUGGCUCGUCUUGAUCACGAAAAUCUUUGUCGCGCCUGGAAUUGGUCGAGAACUAAUUCUUGCCACGAGUUUCGCAACUGUUGCGUUCGAAUUUUCCUCACUUCAGACAUGAUGAGAUCGCAUCGUUUACGGGUUUUUCGUGAUUUUCACGCAUCCACGAACUUUCGAGAAUUCGUCAAAGAUACGAGGAACGUCAUUGAGAAUGCAAUCUCGUUACCACGAACUUGAAAUUCCAAUAACUUAACAUAUUCAUACUAAAAGUGAAUUAGAAGACGUGGUACGAAACCCGGUUAAUCGAAUGAUCGAAAAUCAUGAAAAAUAAAUUAAUCAAUUUUCGGCAGAUAUUUGGGAAUAGAAAUAGCCAUCAUCUUUCCAGAAUAUCGAUCAUUUAAAAAAAAAACGGAAAUCAAUUUUUUUAUUUAGUUUCCAUGACCUAUAGAAGAAAAAUUGUAUAGUGAAGUUUUAUUCUUUCUCGAUAAUUUAUAAAAACAAAACAAAAAAAAGCUCGGUUCAAUGAAUUUUAAGAAAACCCGUUGCAUUAUUUGUACAUAUAAAAACUGUGGAAAGCUUAGUUGAUUAAUUCGUUCAAUAAUCUUUAUUUGUUUACUAUUCAAUCAUUUUUCAAUAUUACAGGCGUUGUUUUUAUUAAAAAUUUUACAUCAUCAACCGCAUCACAUUAUGCAAGCAUGAAAAAUAAAAUUUUACAAAUCACAAUAAAAUUUCGUAAAAUAUAAUUGGUUCUAGAAAUUGUUUUACUCUUUCAACCUAAUAAACAAUACUCAUCUUUUAUACAGUUUGAGUUUGAUUGACUUUGAAGGAACGGCUAUUAAAUGCAGAAUCAUUCUUAUCGCGUCUUCGUUGGAACAUUCGAUUUUGAAAGUCUUGACGAUCUAAAAAAAAAUAAUGUGUUUGAAAAAUCACCAAUUUAUUCCACGUUCACGAACGUCAUUGAAUCAUGAAAUCUCGAGUUCUCAUAAACCGUAUUGAAAACCAUGAUAAAAAAUGGAAAAAUUUUUUUUUUUUCAAUUUUGAGAAGAGAAUAGUAAAAGAAAAAUGUAAAUAAAUGACAUCACAAUGAAAUUACGUUUUUUUUCUUACCUGACUAAGUGUGAGAAUCAUUUGAGUUUCAGCCAACUUCUUACCGACACAACUCCGAGCUCCAAGAGCAAAUGGAAGAGUGCCAUGAGGAUUGUUCACUUCUUUAUAAUUCCCAGCUUCAUUUCUCAUCCAUCGUUCAGGACGAAAUUCAUGCGGAUCUGGGAAAUUUUUCGGCUCUUUGCCACUUGAGUAAAUCGACAUGACCAUCAAUUCCUGUUCGCAACAGAAUCGAAAAUGGAAAUUAUUGCUUCAUUGAAAAUAUAAGCAUCAGCCAAAAGCAGCCAAGCAGAAUUAGAGCGAUUGCCCAAAUCAACUCUAUUUAGCAGUCAUAUUAAAAUUAUAAUACCAAAGACAGAAAAUAUGAAUAAAAAAAUUGGAUUUAGCACA
Molecule: messenger RNA, 4456 nt
Organism: Venturia canescens
Lineage: Eukaryota; Metazoa; Arthropoda; Insecta; Hymenoptera; Ichneumonidae
Gene: Rnb
Product: R and B
Exons: 6
Coding region: 476-3199 (907 amino acids)
Biological process (GO): anatomical structure morphogenesis
Cellular component (GO): cytosol
Molecular function (GO): protein binding
Source: RefSeq, a predicted model, not a curated record